Molecule: messenger RNA, 3345 nt
Organism: Arachis ipaensis
Lineage: Eukaryota; Viridiplantae; Streptophyta; Magnoliopsida; Fabales; Fabaceae
Source: RefSeq, a predicted model, not a curated record
AUGAAGCAGUUUGGCAAUAAAUCGGUGAGGAAGUGGCUCGAUAAUCUCAGGGAUGCUGUUUACUGUGCUGAGGACUUGCUGGACACUGUCCUCGCCAAAGCUGCCACACAAAAGGAGGUAGAGAAGAUGGAAGGGGUAGUUGGAAGAAUAGAGGAUCUUGGAAAACAUAAAGAUUUGCUUGGUCUUGAAAAGAUUCCGACUCUUGUGAGAGGGAAUGUGUAUGGCAGGGAGGAUGACCAGAAGGCCAUAGUCAAGAUGCUGAAGGACAGCAAUGAGCAUCACCUGUCUGUGAUAGCUAUUGUUGGCAUAGGUGGGGUUGGUAAAACAACUUUAGCCCAAUGGCUGUACAACAAUCAGGAGGAGUUCAUGAAGGGGUUUGAUCUUAAAGCAUGGGUUUGUGUUUCGGAGAAUUUUGAUAUCAUCGAGACUACAAAGAAUAUCUCAAAGGAGAUCCUUGGAGAUACUUUUAGGGUUGAUGAUUUCAAAUCACUUCAAAAUGCUUUGAAAGAAAAAUUGUCGAAUAACAAGUUCUUAAUUGUUCUGGAUGAUGUUUGGAGUGAUGAUGGUGACAAAUGGAGUAAUUUUAUGACCCCUUUCCAACAAAAUCGGAAUAAGGGAAGUAUUGUUCUUCUGACUACUCGGGAGGAAAAUGUUGCUUCUGCAGUUCAAAAUUGUCACCCUUAUUUUCUCAGGAAGUUGUCGGAGAACUAUUGUUGGUCAGUGUUUGCAGAAAAUGCAUCUUUCCCAGAAUCAAAUGGGAACAAGGAGCUUGAAAGCAUAGGUCGAGAGAUUGUCAAGAAGUGUGAUGGCGUGCCAUUAGUUGCAGGAAUACUUGGAGGCUUGUUUCGUACAAGGCAUGAUGUUGAUGAAUGGAACAAGAUAUUAAGGAGUGCUAUUUGGGAAUUUCCGGUGGCGAAGAGUAAGAUUAUUCCAGCAUUACUGAUAAGUUACUUCCAUCUUCCUGCACAUUUAAAGCCUUGUUUCCUUUAUUGUUCGUUGUUUCGAAAAGGCUAUUUUUUUCAUAAAGAUGAAUUAAUCUUGUUGUGGAUGGCUGAAGAUAUUUUACAACCACCGAGAGGAUAUACUUUAGAAGAAAUUGGUUGCAAGUAUUUUGAUGAACUAAUUUCUAGAUUAUUUUUCAAAAGGGUUCAGGGUCAAGACAAUUAUUUUGUGAUGCACAAUAUCUUGCAUGACUUAGCAAUAUCCCUUGCUGGAGAUUACUAUUGCAACUUGAAAGAACUUGGCGAAGAAGCGGACAUAGGGAUUCUGACUCAACAUUUGUCAUUUGGAAGAUUGAAUAGUCCAAACUCAAAAAUACUUAAUUCGGUUGCUUCGUUGAAAUCUUUGAGAACAUCCUUGUAUGUCGUCGAUUUGUUUAGCAUGAAAAGCAUAGCAUCAAAGUUGAAUUGCUUGAGAGUUUUAUCCUUUUAUGAACUUGAUGUAUUGCCUGAUUUAAUAGGUUCAUUGAUUCAUCUACACUAUUUGAAUCUCUCUUGGACCAAUAUUAAGACAUUGCCCGAGUCCUUAUGUAACUUGUACAGUCUACAAACAUUAAAGUUGCGUGAAUGUAUUAAGUUGACCAUGUUGCCUAGGGGCAUGCAUAAGCUUGUGAAUUUAAGGCAUCUUGAUGUUAGAAAAACUCCUUUGAAAGAAAUGCCGGGAGGAAUAAGCAAAUUGAAAGAGUUGCAAUUCUUAAGUGAUUUUGUUGUGGGCAGACAAGAAGAGAAUGGAAUCCGAGAAUUAGGAGGGCUUUCAAAUCUUCACGGAUCACUUGGGAUUCAGAAAUUGGAGAAUGUGGUUGAUGCCAAUCAGGCAAGGAGUGCAGGGAUAGAUAAGAAGCAUAUUGACGAGUUAUUGUUGAAAUGGUCUUCAGACGAUGAUAUGGUUUUAAUAAAUGCACAAACUGAAAUACAAAUACUUGACAGCUUAAAACCUCAUAACGGCUUGAAAGAGUUGAGAAUAUGGGGAUACAAGGGUCCAAUAUUUCCAGAUUGGUUGGGGCACUGUUACUACGAAAACAUGACAAGUGUAUCUCUGUUAGAUUGCAAGAAUUGCUUCAUGCUGCCUUCACUUGGACACCUGCCUUCUCUAAAGUCCCUCCGCAUUCAAGGUUUUGAUCAGCUGAGGAGUAUUGGCGAGGAGUUUUACAAGAAUGAAGGAGCUCAUGAUUCUUUGCCUAUGGCACCGUUUCCCUCACUGGAGACUUUGGAGUUAUAUAACAUGCCAUGGUGGGAGGAGUGGCACUUUCCUGGCUCAGAAACUUUUCCUCGACUCCGGAAGCUUCAAUUAAGAGAUUGUCCAAUGUUAAAGGGAAAUAUGCUUAAUGCGGUAUUCUGGGGAAUCGUUUUGAAAGUUCCAGAAGGACGGAGAGAGAUGAUACUUAACAGCGAUACUUUUUCAAUUAAGGCAAUGAGCAUCAACAAUCUAAGUUACCUCCAAGAAAUACACAUCUCAAGGUGUCGGUCUCCUUUAUCCUUUCCGGACAAUUGUUUGCCCAAAUCUUUGCAAAAGCUGACAAUCAUGGAUUCUAGAAUGCUGGAAUUUCCGCAGCAACAGCCACAGAUCAAGCAUGAUUUGGUAAAGCUACAAAUACAAGACAGCUGCGAUUCACUCACCUCGCUAUCAUUGGAUUCCUUUCCCAAACUCAAGAAUCUUGAGAUAUCCUUGUGUCGGAAUCUGGAAUCAGUUUCAAUGUCAGAUACACCACACGCUUCUCUUCAACGUCUCACCAUCAAUGGAUGCCACAAAUUAGUGUCAUUUGCAGGAGAAGGACUGGCUGCACCCAACUUGACUCAUCUCAGCGUCACAUAUUGCGACAAGUUGGAGGCAUUUCCGAGUCACAAGAAUGCUUUUCCAAGUUUACAUUCUCUCUGCAUACAAGCUUGCCAGAAAAUGUGUAAGGUGCCAGAGGGUGGUUUGCCGCCUAACUUGAAAGAACUUGUUGUGGAAGGUAGCGACGAAUUAAUGAAAGAUCUAUCAUGGAUGGCCAACUUGGUCGCCCUCACUGAGCUUACUUUGGAUUUUUGUUGCGUGAGGUCAUGCACACAGGUUGGGUUGCUGCCUCAGCUUCCCUCCCUUACCAGUUUGCACCUCUGUUACUUUCAAAAUCUGGAGACUUUGGAGUGCAACAAGCUUUUUUGCCUCACUUCGCUCCAACAAUUACACAUUUCAUACUGUCCAAAGCUGGAGAACAUGGAAGGAGAAGAGUUGCCUCCCUCUCUCUUGCUACUCACAAUUGAAGACUGUGGUUUGCUGGGAGAACACUGCAAGAACAAGCAUCAACUAAUUUGGCCCAAAAUUGCCCACAUCCCCACCAUUCAAGUCAAUGGCCAACAAAUUUUCUGA